This is a messenger RNA of Peromyscus californicus insignis, 3527 nucleotides long. It is a transcript of the gene Znf384, whose product is annotated as zinc finger protein 384. Gene Ontology annotation, biological process: regulation of transcription by RNA polymerase II. The coding region runs from base 536 to 2389 and encodes 617 amino acids. Gene Ontology annotation, molecular function: DNA-binding transcription activator activity, RNA polymerase II-specific; RNA polymerase II cis-regulatory region sequence-specific DNA binding. The record is from RefSeq and is a predicted model, not a curated record. The transcript has 10 exons. Lineage: Eukaryota; Metazoa; Chordata; Mammalia; Rodentia; Cricetidae. Gene Ontology annotation, cellular component: PcG protein complex; transcription regulator complex; nucleus.
GGGGCGAAGUCCUCACAGAAGUGGAGUGGGGGGGCCGAGGCCAGAGGAAGUGGCUGGGCCUGAACUUGGCACUGUGCCUGACACAAGGGCUUGGGCAUCCCCCCCACCCUCAGCUUUGGUUUCUAAAGCCACUUCUCAGGAGCAGGGACCCUCCUGCAUCUCUUCUGUUCUCUGACUCCCGGUUACUUGUAGCCCUGGGGAAUGAAGAAUAAGUGUCUGAGUCUAGGAGUGAAACCCAAGUGCUGGUGACAGAAUUCAUCUUAGUUUUGGGGAACUGGUUUUAUUUCCCUUAUAUCCACGUAGUGAGUGGCACGGAACGCCUGUGACUCUGCCCUUCCAUCCUUGGACUGUUGGCUGGGGAAGCUGCCUGCUUUCCAGAUUGCUGACAGUCAAAGAACUUCUGAGGUUCUCUACAGUUGUUUGGUGGCCUCACCUUACUGGCCUCUGUAACCUGGAGAAUUUGUUUCCAGAAAGUUCAGGAGCCCUGGAAAGGAGAAGGAAUAAGACGUCAGGAGGAAGAGAGAGAGAGGGUAGAAUGGAAGAGUCUCACUUCAAUUCUAACCCAUACUUCUGGCCUUCUAUCCCCACAGUCUCAGGGCAGAUUGAAAAUACAAUGUUCAUCAACAAGAUGAAGGAUCAGCUAUUGCCAGAAAAGGGCUGUGGACUGGCGCCACCUCACUAUCCCACUUUGCUGACAGUGCCUGCCUCAGUGUCUCUGUCCUCUGGCAUUAGCAUGGACACAGAGUCCAAGUCAGAACAGCUGACCCCACACAGUCAGGCAUCUGUCACCCAGAACAUUACUGUGGUCCCUGUACCAUCUACAGGACUGAUGACUGCAGGUCCUGGUUUGGUAAUCACAUCCCCCUCAGGCUCUCUUGUGACCACAGCCUCAUCAGCUCAGACCUUCCCUAUUUCGGCUCCCAUGAUUGUCUCAGCUCUUCCCCCUGGCUCACAAGCCCUGCAGGUGGUCCCUGACCUCUCUAAGAAGGUAGCAUCAACCCUAACUGAGGAAGGAGGCGGAGGUGGUGGUGGAGGUGGCAAUGUGGCUCCUCCUAAACCUCCUCGAGGCCGCAAGAAGAAGCGGAUGCUGGAAUCAGGGCUUCCUGAGAUGAAUGACCCUUACGUCCUUGCCCCCGAUGACGAUGACCAUCAGAAAGAUGGCAAGACCUACAGGAGCGAAGGGAACUGCGGCACAGGAAAUGGACAGAGCCUUGGGCUCAUGGAUUCAGUUCCCGGCUCCACCACGAACUUGCUGUGUGACCCUGGGUGCCGGAUGUGCUCACUGACCUUCUACUCAAAGUCGGAGAUGCAGAUCCACUCCAAGUCACACACCGAGACCAAGCCCCACAAGUGCCCGCACUGCUCCAAGACCUUCGCCAACAGCUCCUACCUGGCCCAGCACAUCCGAAUCCACUCAGGGGCCAAGCCCUAUAGUUGUAACUUUUGUGAGAAAUCCUUCCGCCAGCUCUCCCAUCUGCAGCAGCACACCCGGAUUCACUCCAAGAUGCACACGGAGACCAUCAAGCCCCACAAGUGCCCGCACUGCUCCAAGACCUUCGCCAACACCUCCUACCUGGCCCAGCACCUCCGAAUCCACUCGGGGGCCAAGCCCUACAACUGUUCCUACUGCCAGAAGGCCUUCCGCCAGCUCUCCCACCUCCAGCAGCACACACGAAUCCACACCGGUGAUAGACCAUACAAAUGUGCACACCCGGGCUGUGAGAAGGCCUUCACACAACUCUCCAAUCUGCAGUCUCACAGACGGCAGCACAACAAAGAUAAACCCUUCAAGUGCCACAACUGUCACCGAGCAUACACAGACGCAGCCUCACUAGAGGCUCACUUAUCUACACAUACGGUGAAGCAUGCCAAGGUGUAUACCUGCACAAUCUGUAGUCGGGCAUACACAUCGGAAACAUACCUUAUGAAACAUAUGCGCAAACACAACCCUCCUGAUCUUCAGCAACAAGUGCAAGCAGCAGCGGCGGCGGCAGCAGUGGCCCAGGCCCAGGCCCAGGCCCAGGCUCAGGCUCAGGCUCAGGCCCAGGCUCAGGCCCAGGCCCAGGCCCAGGCUCAGGCUCAGGCCCAGGCUCAGGCUCAGGCUCAGGCCCAGGCCCAGGCUCAGGCUCAGGCUCAGGCUCAGGCCCAGGCUUCCCAGGCAUCACAACAGCAGCAACAGCAGCAACAGCCACCACCACCACAACCACCACACUUCCAGUCCCCUGGGGCAGCUCCCCAAGGUGGGGGUGGUGGGGACAGCAACCCGAACCCUCCACCCCAGUGUUCCUUUGACCUGACCCCCUAUAAGACGGCGGCAGAGCAUCAUAAAGACAUCUGCCUCACUGUCACCACCAGCACCAUCCAGGUGGAGCACCUGGCCAGCUCUUAGAGAUCCGUACUGCCAUCCACUGGAAAGAGGGAGGAGUUCUGGGCCCUCCUAUGUCAACUCCUCUUGUUGGGAAAGUUCUCUUCUUCCUUGACAAGUCCUGUCUCCAGCUCCUUGGUCCUCAGGCAUGGCUUCCUUCGCAAGAUAACCAUCCUUAAUCUCAGCUGCUCCUGAUUGACAAAGGAAUCUUGAGCUGAUAGUGUUAUCCAACAGCCCCAUCCAAGCAGAGCUUUUAAAACUGGGGGUUGGUGCUUGAGAGAGGAUCUGCUGUGACCUCACAUCUUGUCCAGUGUGGGCACUUACCUUUCUCUCUUCUCAUCCUCAAAGUUGGGGCCGACAGAAGGCUAGCGGCUGGCCUCCCAGAUAACAGAAAAGGAAGCUCUAAACGCAACCAGCCUUCCGUUCUACGCUUACCUGUAAAAGAACAGGUUCUGCACGUGGCCUGACCCCUGUGAGCCAUUUUCUUUCCCUUACAUGGUCUCACUUCCUAUUGGGUGGUGACUACCCUUUUAUUUGUACGGGGGACGGUAGCUGAUACAUGGUCGCCAAGGUGCCAGAGAUCCCCAGGUGACCACGGGUGGUAUAAGAGAAUGGGUUAUGAUUUUUCCUCCAAGUCUCCUUCCUUCUCUGCCAACCAAGGGCCUAUAUACUCCGCCUCACCACCCCAGUCCAAGGAGCUGUGGGAGCUGUGUUCUCUGCAAAACCCCAGCCAGGCUAUUGCAGAGAAGGGAGAAGUCAGAGCACACACAAGGACUGGACUUAGCUCCCUAGGUGCCACGGUCAGAUGCCAGACAUGGAUUUAUAUAUAAAUAUAUAUAUAUAAAUAUAUAUAUAUACCUGCUCAUCACGGCCAUCUUUGUUGUAACCAUUUCUGUGUUUAUAAAUGCAUUAUCUCUGAGAAUUUUCAUAUUGAUGUUUUGUUUUUGUCUUAUUUUUCUCCACCUUGUCCUCUGGCCAUGGCAUUUUAAUUUUCUUUUACCUUUUAAUUUUUUAAAUCAUGGCAGAUUUCAGAGAAAAGAAAAUUAAAAUAAUCAGGAAUUAUACAGUUGUUAUAAAGCAAUUUAAAAAUGAAAAUUCUUAUGUACAAACUAAGGGGUGUUUUUAGAACAUUGUAUAGAAAUAAAUUCAUGUUUAAGGAUGA